This is a messenger RNA of Truncatella angustata, 699 nucleotides long. RefSeq names its product PPPDE putative peptidase domain-containing protein. Gene Ontology annotation, biological process: protein deubiquitination. The annotation marks the transcript as partial. NCBI's taxonomy places the organism in Eukaryota, Fungi, Ascomycota, Sordariomycetes, Amphisphaeriales, Sporocadaceae. Gene Ontology annotation, molecular function: deubiquitinase activity. The record is from RefSeq and is a predicted model, not a curated record. The transcript is spliced from 2 exons.
UCGCGGACCGAAGUCAUCAUCAAUGUCUACGAUCUACUACCUCCCGGCCGCCUCUCCUCGAUCCUCUGGACAGUCGGCUCCUCGCUUCUGCACACGGGCGUGGUGAUAAACGGGCGCGAGUACGCCUACGGGGGCCACGACCGCGCGGGGGUGACGGGCGUGUACUGGACGUCGCCGCGGUCGCCGCCGCCGGGGGCGACGUUCCGCACGGAGAUACUGCACGGGAUGACGUUCGCGACGCAGGCGGAGAUCGACGGCAUCGUCCGGUCGACGUCAGAGGACUUCCCCGGCACCAGCUACAACCUGCUCACGAGGAACUGCAACCACUUCACGCAGACGCUGUGCGAGCGGCUCACGGGCCGCCGCGGGCCCGCCUGGCUCAACCGCGCCGCGCAGAUCGGCGUCGCGCUGCCGUGCGUCGUGCCCAGGGACUGGCUCGAGCCGCCGGACUACGACACGGCGGACGGCGAGCUGGUCGAGGAGGUGGAGGAAGACGAGGAUGGGCUGGAUGCGAACGAGGGGACUGGGUUCCUGAGCCGUGGGAAUAGCUUCAGGGGGAACCUGGCAGAUGAGCGGCGUGGUGACGAUGGGAGGAGCACGGUGCCGGGAAGCGCCAGCGGAAGCACAGGCAAGGCCAAGGCCGCGGGCGCGGGCGCGAGGGACACGAGUGGAAGGGUGCUCCCGGCUGCUGAGAGGGCG